AUGGCACCUCCAACUCAGUACCUGCCUCUCUUGGGCACCAAACCGAAGCUCAUCGCCAUCUUCGGUCUUCCUGGCUCCGGCAAAACCCAUCUGCUUCGCCACCUCCAGCACACUCUGCCCUUCCAACACUUUGCUUUCUUCGAGGGCUCCGAAGUCAUCGCAGAAGUCAUGGCCUCCUCCGGUGGACUCCCAGCCUUCCUCAGCAUGGACAAUGCCAACAAGAGGAUCGUUCGAGACACUGCGAUCCGCAAUAUCGUCGAGACUUGCACGUCAAGCGAACGCAUCGGUAUCAUGACAGGCCAUUGCAUAUUCUGGGAUGAGGGCGAGGAAUGUCCUGAUUCGAUCUUGGGGAACGCAGACUGGGCAGCCUUUACGCAUAUCCUGUACCUCAAAGUGGAUCCCGCAACGAUUCGAGCGAGAACGCUGGCAGACCAAAGUCGGCCUCGUCCCGACACCUCCAAAGAGCAUCUGCAGUUGUGGCAGGAUGACGAAAUGCGUGACCUUCGCAUGAACUCUCUGCAACAUGACAUCCUGUACUCGAGCGUAUCGGGGAAGCCCGAGGAAAUUCAAAACACGGUCAAAACCUUCAUCACCGACUUUGCUGAACACGACGAGCAGGUCAACAUGUCUCGUGCACUGCAACAUCUCGACUCGUCCUUGCCGCCGGGACGGUCCAUCGAGACAAUGCUGGUGCUUGACGGCGACAAGACGUUGACGGCCAGCGAUACCGGAGACAUCUUGUGGGACAUGAUCAAGGACCCAAAGAUGGCAGUCACCGACCCGGUCAAGCAGAUCUUCGACAGCCCGAUGAGGUACUCUUACACCGCUUUUCGGCAAGCUGCGCUGAUGCAUUCCGAGCGUCAUGAAUCCAUUCUCUUCGAUUUGCUCUGCGAGGAAGUGGCGAGCAGAGUCGUCAUCCAUCCAGAGUUUCUCGCUUUCCUCAGCCAAGUCAAGAAGAACAAGCAGGUCGGCGCCAUCCUUGUCACCUGCGGUCUCACUCCUCUCUGGCGACACGUUCUCAACAAAGCAGGUCUCCACGAAAUUCCAAUCAUCGGCAGCGGUCAGAUCUCCCACGGCUUUGUCGUCACGCCGGAAGUCAAGACAGCGGUCGUCCACCGCCUUCAGCAUGCCUACCACAUGAAUGUGUGGGCAUUCGGCGACAGUCCUCUGGAUCUUGGGAUGCUCAACCAAUCCGAUCGAGCGUUCGUUGUGGUAGGAGAUCAGCGUACCCGCAGCAAGUCAAUGGAAAGCAAGCUUCUCUCCUCCAUUCAGCAAGGUCUUAAAGCCCAGCAGAUCCUUCUACCACCCACCUCCACUUUGCGUCUCGACUCCACCACUCUUCCCCCCAUCCAGCUCCAAGAUCUGGUCUUCGACGAUGCUCGAUAUUGGAUCUUCAACAUCUCUCACGCCACGGACAAGCCCUCCGCUCAGAUUCUCAUGACCGCAACGCGCGACGCCUCCUUCGCCGGUCCUGCGCUUCGACACGCCCAUCAUCAAAUCGGCCGCUACCUAGCAUUGGAGUACGUGAGUGAGAAGAUCGGACUCACCUCGUACCCCAUCCGACAUGUGCAAGGCAAUUUCACCACCGGCCAGCGCCUCCUCGACGAAGACAAGACUCUCAUCAUUGCUCUGAUGCGAGGUGGAGAACCGAUGGCGUUGGGCGUGAGUGAAGCCUUUCCACUCGCUGCUUUUCAUCAUUCCUACCAGCCGGAAGAUGUGCAGGAGAAGAAUCUGAAGGGUAUGAGGACCGUGGUGUUGGUGGACUCGGUGAUCAAUAAUGGGAAGUCGAUGGCGGAGUAUAUCAACCACAUUCGUGGGCUGGAUGUCCCGGUGAGGAUAGUGGUGGUGGCAGGCGUUGUUCAAGAGCAGGCGGUGCAGGAGAAUGGAGGGCUUCGCAAGCAGCUCGAGCGGCAUGGCAGGUUGGACCUCGUGGCGUUGAGGAUGUCAAGCAACAAGUACACCGGGAAGAAGCAGACUGAUACGGGCGAUCGUCUGUUCAACACAACUUAUCUCGAUUGA
Messenger RNA from Zymoseptoria tritici IPO323, 2019 nucleotides. RefSeq lists its product as uncharacterized. The transcript has a single exon. Gene Ontology annotation, molecular function: magnesium ion binding. Gene Ontology annotation, cellular component: cytoplasm. Gene Ontology annotation, biological process: dephosphorylation; L-serine biosynthetic process. Bases 1 to 2019 code for a protein of 672 amino acids. The record is from RefSeq and is a predicted model, not a curated record. Lineage: Eukaryota; Fungi; Ascomycota; Dothideomycetes; Mycosphaerellales; Mycosphaerellaceae.